Molecule: messenger RNA, 1801 nt
Organism: Ziziphus jujuba (common jujube)
Lineage: Eukaryota; Viridiplantae; Streptophyta; Magnoliopsida; Rosales; Rhamnaceae
Product: cytochrome P450 81Q32-like
Exons: 3
Coding region: 77-1615 (512 amino acids)
Molecular function (GO): iron ion binding; monooxygenase activity; oxidoreductase activity, acting on paired donors, with incorporation or reduction of molecular oxygen
Source: RefSeq, a predicted model, not a curated record
GCGUGUUGAAUAUAUAAGGAAUGUUUGGCAAGUACCAUUUAUAGAUAAGGAAAAACAAGAACAAAAUCCACGCGCCAUGGAAGAUGCUCUGUUCUACACAUGUCUUUCCCUUAUCACCAUUGUCUUCGCUUUCAAGCUCUUCUACCUCCAAUAUAGAUCAUCUUACAAAAACCUCCCACCUGGACCAUUUUCUCUUCCGAUUAUUGGUCAUCUCCAUCUCUUAAAGCCUCCUGUCCACAGAACUUUACGCCGUCUCUCCCAAAACUACGGCCCAAUUUUCACUCUCUGGUUCGGAUCUCGCCGCGUCGUUGUGGUAUCGUCUCCCUUGGCCGUCGAAGAAUGCUUCACCAAAAACGACGUUGUUCUCGCCAACCGACCUCGGUUGCUAAUGGGAAAACACGUGUACUACAACUACACAACUGUCGUGGUGUGUCCGUACGGUGAUCACCGGCGCAACCUUCGCCGUAUUGGUUCUUUAGAGAUCUUCUCGUCGAGCCGCCUCAACAUGUUCUUGGGAAUCCGAAAGGACGAAAUCAAGUUGUUGCUGUGUAAGCUCUCGCAUAAUUCACGACAAAAAUUUUCCAAGGUGGAGAUGAAAUCGUCGCUUGCAAAGCUGACAUUUAACAUCACAAUGAGAAUGGUAGCAGGAGAGCGGUACUAUGGGGACGAUGCGACCACUGAUAAGGAAGAAGCACAGAAUUUCAGAGAGGUUAUAGAGGAGGUAAUGGUGUGUGGUGGGACAACAAAUCCAAGAGAUUUCUUGGCUAUCUUGAAAUGGAUUGGAAUUAAUGGUUUUGAAAGGAGGAUACAAAAGCUUGCUAAAAAGACGGAUCGUUUACUGCAAGGUCUAAUUGAGCAGCAUCGGAGAAGCCAGGGGAGUAGAAACACCAUGAUUGAUCAUCUACUCUCUUUGCAACAGUCACAACCCGAAUACUACACCGACCAAAUUAUCAAAGGAUUUAUACUGAUAAUGAUACUGGCUGGAACGGACACAUCAGCAGUGACAUUAGAAUGGGCAAUGUCCAAUCUGCUUAACCAUCCCCAUGUCUUAGAAAAGGCUAAAGCCGAAUUGGAUGCUCAAAUUGGGCAACAGAGAUUAGUGGACGAAUCAGAUCUUUCAAAAUUACCUUACCUCCAAAACAUAAUCUCCGAGACCCUUCGACUUUACCCAGCAGCACCAUUGCUCGGGCCUCACUUCUCAUCCGAAGACUGUACUGUUGGAGGAUAUCACAGGCCAUGUGACACUAUUUUAUUGGUUAAUGCAUGGGCCAUACAUAGAGAUCCUGAGCUUUGGGAUGAUCCAGAAAGUUUCAAGCCUGAGAGGUUCGAAAAUGGUGAGGUUGAGAUCUACAAGCUCAUGCCAUUCGGAAUUGGAAGGAGGGCUUGUCCUGGAAUCGGCCUAGCCCAACGUGUAGUGGGCUUGACUUUGGCGUCAUUGAUUCAGUGCUUUGAAUGGGAAAGGGUUAGUGAGAAACUAGUUGACAUGACUGAAGGUAAUGGGCUCACGAUGCCGAAAGCUUUGCCAUUGGAGGCCAUGUGUAAAGCACGUGAGAUGGUGGACAAUAUUCUCUCAGAUUCAACCUAUGAAAUUCUAAAUAUGCGUAAAACAAUUUGAUUAGCUUAGCUAAGAGCAUAUAUCAAAUAGUUUAGUAUCGUUCAAUUAAUAUUUCGUAUAUUAUUUUUUUUUUUUAAAUUGAUAAUAGAUUUAACCAACUUAUCUAGACGGAGAUCUUUUGAUUUGAUAUCCCCAAAAAAGCAUGCAAUUACCGAACAUCUUUACAAAAUAUAUAAAUAAAAUAAA